AAUAACAAGUCGUAGAGAACACUAUUAAAACAUGUCGAAUAAAGAGGAAUCUCCUUGUCUAAAGUUUGCUUGUGCUAUUCAGGAUUGUUUACAAAAGAAUGAUUUUCAAGAAUCCAAGUGCAAAAGUCAGUUAGCAGCUCUAGAUAAUUGCUGCAAAUCGCUGUUAGCACAAGGCGGCAAAAGUGUUUGCUGUCCGGAAAGGAAAUAUAAGAACAUGCAAAACGAUAAAGACAGUCAACAGUCAUGAUAAUAAGCACCUAUACUUUCUCGAUAUCUACGCUUAUUUGGGAAGUUUUUUUUUUUUGUUUUUUUU
This is a messenger RNA of Mycotypha africana, 313 nucleotides long. RefSeq lists its product as uncharacterized. The record is from RefSeq and is a predicted model, not a curated record. Gene Ontology annotation, cellular component: mitochondrial intermembrane space. Bases 32 to 247 code for a protein of 71 amino acids. The transcript is spliced from 3 exons. Lineage: Eukaryota; Fungi; Mucoromycota; Mucoromycetes; Mucorales; Mycotyphaceae.